Molecule: messenger RNA, 2811 nt
Organism: Alternaria arborescens
Lineage: Eukaryota; Fungi; Ascomycota; Dothideomycetes; Pleosporales; Pleosporaceae
Exons: 4
Coding region: 1-2811 (936 amino acids)
Cellular component (GO): microtubule; membrane; cytoplasm
Molecular function (GO): GTPase activity; GTP binding; microtubule binding
Source: RefSeq, a predicted model, not a curated record
AUGAGCGGCAGGCUCGUCGCGGGCCGCCUUUCCACCAUCGCACGCCGUUCACCGCUGCUCACUCCACGCUUCUACACGACGCAUUCCCUCCCUGCCGGUGGACUCCUCCGCAAUGAAGCCGGCUUGCGGCUGGUGAAGCGACGACCAUGGCCGCUCGGUAGCUACGCGCUGCACAACAUCCCCGCCACACGGUCCAUCUCUUUUGCCAGGGUGAUACCAAAGCUGGUGGGCAAGUUCGCGACCGUGGGUGCGGCUGCUGGAGGGGCUGUCGUCGCAGGGGUUUCCUACAUCCAGUACCAAGCCGGCCAGGCGGGAACAUUCGCACUCGAUCUCUUCCACCGAACCAAAAACGGCGCGACCGAAAUUGCUGGCGGGGCCCUCCGCACGGCAAACGGCUUCUUCGACCAGCUAGAAAAAGGGUUCAAGUCGACCAAGGAUGAAUUUGAGGGCGUAAAGGCACCAGAAUGGCUACAGCGAUUGCUUGCCAAGGACGAAUCUGGUGGUGCAGGAGGCGACAACGGUAACGGCGGUGGGAGAGGGCCAGAGAACCCCAAGCAAGGGGGUGCUCGCACUGCUGCUGCCGGUACGUCAACAGCAGCAGCGUUUGGCUAUUCUCAGGAAGACGACGAGGACAGGCCGCAGGCGGAGAAGAUUGCAAGAGACGACCAGAUGAUGAUGCUCACUAAGAAGAUGAUCGAGAUCCGCGGGCUUCUACAGACGGUAGGACAGUCUGACUCCCUCACACUGCCGUCUAUCGUCGUUAUCGGAUCACAGUCGUCUGGAAAGAGUUCGGUCUUGGAAGCCAUCGUCGGCCACGAAUUUUUGCCAAAGGGACACAACAUGGUCACACGACGACCUAUCGAGCUCACACUUGUCAAUACGCCAGAGGCGCACGCUGAGUACUGCGAAUUCCCUGCCCUCGGUCUUGGAAAGGUCACAGACUUCAGUCAGGUACAGAAGACACUGACAGACCUGAACCUCGCUGUGCCGGCGAGCGACUGUGUGUCUGACGACCCUAUCCAAUUACGAGUCUACUCUCCCAACGUUCCUGAUCUCUCCCUGAUCGAUCUGCCCGGCUACAUCCAAGUCGUUGGUCGAGACCAGCCCCCACAGCUGAAGGAGAAAAUAUCGCAGCUGUGCGAGAAAUACAUCAAGGCACCCAACGUCAUUCUCGCCAUCUCGGCAGCUGACGUGGAUUUGGCCAACAGCACCGCACUGCGAGCGUCUCGCAGGAUGGACCCCCGGGGCGAGAGGACCAUUGGUGUCAUUACAAAGAUGGACCUUGUAGAUGCUGAACGUGGUGCCAGUCUGCUCAGCGAUCAAAAGUAUGCUUUGCGUUUAGGAUACGUCGGUGUUGUUUGCCGAGUGCCAGCCGGCGCUGGUGGUUCCAAGCUCUUCAGUCGCGGCAACGGCAACAUCACGAACGCGAUUACGAAGAACGAAAAGGCAUACUUCGGCUCGCAUCCCGAGUUCUCGGAAGGAUCAGAGCUCGCCGUUGGCACUCAGAACCUUAAGAAGAAGCUCAUGCACGUGCUCGAGCAGACAAUGGCUGGCAGCCUCAAGACAACAAGCGAGGCUAUCCAGAGGGAGCUCGAAGAUGCACGUUACGAGUUCAAGGUUCAGUACAACGAGCGACCUAUCAGCGCAGAGUCAUACCUGGCAGAAUCAUUAGAUGCUUUCAAGCACUCUUUCCGUGGUUUUACUGAGCAGUUCGGUCGCCAGCAAGUCCGCGAUCUGCUGAAGCAUGAGCUUGACCAGCAAGUGCUUAAUUUGCUUGCACAACGCUACUGGAACAGGCCUUUCGAUGAUCUCAGCGUUCCCUUCCCCGAGACUGAUCCUCUUACAAAUUUGGCCAAAGCCGAUAUUGAUGGGGAAGACCAAAUUUGGCAAAUCAAGCUCGAUAGCUCGAGCGCUGCGCUCACCAAGGCCGGUGUUGGACGCCUGGCAACGAACGUUGUCGCAAGCGCACUCCAGGCACACAUCGAUCGCCUCAUCACGAACUCUCGCUUCGCAGCUCAUCCAUUCGCCCGACAAGCCAUCACUGAUGCUUCAACCUCCAUCCUUAAAGAUCUUUCCUACGACAUCUCUGAUGAGUUGGAAAUCUGCAUCAAGCCCUACAAAUAUCGCAUCGAAGUUGAGGACAAUGAGUGGGCAAAGGGCCGGGAGAACGUCACUGCCGUGCUCAAGGAUGAACUAAAGACUGUUGAAGCCGCCGUUAAGCAGCUCGAAGAACAGGUCGGUGGCCGCAAGAGGGUCCGGGACGUAAUGUCAUUUAUCGAUCGCGUACGCGGCGGACAAGUUGUCCUGGAAGGCGACGGAGUCGGUGGUGCUGGUGGCUUCAGCUCCGCACUUCUUGCCAAGGGUCGAGAAGCAGUCUUCCUCCGCGAUCGUAUCGACGUGCUCAAGCUGCGCCUCAUGGCUAUCAAGAGCAAGCAAUGCGCCACCAAGAAGAACAAAUACCACUGCCCAGAAGUCUUCCUCGAUGCUGUUGCUGAUAAGCUCACGACGACUGCUGACCUUUUCCUCGACGCUGAGCUCUUAAGCAAGUUCUACUACAUUUUCCCACGUGAGCUCGAUGCCCGUCUAGGUCGCGGCCUCUCCCAAGAAGAAAUCGACCGUUUCGCCAAGGAAGAUCCCAAGAUCAAGCGUCAUCUUGAUGUGGUGCGUCGCAAGGAUCUCCUCGAACAUGUGCUCAAGGAGAUGGAGGGUCUGCGUCAACUAGAACAAAGAGAGAAGCGCAUGAUGGGACGCGGCCGAGAUGACAGAUAUGAGAGGGAUGAGCGAAGGAAGAAGGGCUGGAGUAUGUUUUAG